Molecule: messenger RNA, 4165 nt
Organism: Hermetia illucens (black soldier fly)
Lineage: Eukaryota; Metazoa; Arthropoda; Insecta; Diptera; Stratiomyidae
Gene: wcy
Product: WW domain-containing adapter protein with coiled-coil homolog
Exons: 12
Coding region: 978-3470 (830 amino acids)
Biological process (GO): regulation of autophagy; positive regulation of TORC1 signaling
Cellular component (GO): nucleus
Molecular function (GO): chromatin binding; RNA polymerase II complex binding
Source: RefSeq, a predicted model, not a curated record
AGUGCAUGAUGUAGCCAAUUAAAAUUUAGAAUAGCAUUACAAUUUCCGCAUUAGGUUGAGGGAUUUUUAGUAAUCGUAGUUGGUAGAUUCCCUGUACUAGCGAAUUCCAACACAGCAAAUAAAUAUUAACUAUAUCUAACUAUAAAUUCAACGAAAAGUAGUUUUUGACUAACAAAACAUCCAUCUAUCCGUCACGAAACGAAUCACACGGCAAUGCACGGCUGAUUCGCACAUUUCACCUUAGAAAUUUCACCAAUUCGCCCGCUUCGCCCGCACAAUCUCAUUCGAUCUCUCUCUCCCAUCGAAAAUCGUCUUUUGCUCUCACAAAAACCAAAACCGAAUGUGACAUGGCGGCGUCUGCUCUGUGUAGGAACAAAGUUUGACUGAAACUUGGAACUUUUUUCUUUUUUUCUCUAAUUUUCCAUAAGAAUUUUUUCCUUCUCGAAUUCCUGAAAUCGUAUCGAAAACAAUACGCCGCCUUAUACGUAAUAAAAACAGUGCAUAAAGUUCUCCCUGGGGUUAUAAUCUUCACACGGGAAAAACGGGCCAUCGAGAAAAUCUUCGGCGGCGAGAAAUUCUCUAAAGAAAAAAAUUCCAAUUGAAUUUUUCGAAAGUCCGAUGCAAAUCGUUCGGCGCAUCAGAGGCUGCGAAAAAUUCGAAUGUAGAGAGAUUUCUGUUGGAAGUAUUGCGAAGACGACGACCGGAGAACGCGGCGCCCUAAAAGAUUUGUACGGGGUCGGGCCCGUAAGAUUUCCGCAAUUUCUCGCGUAGAUAGAAGUUUUCUUGAGGAAACGCCGCGGCGACCGGGAAAAUCGUGCUCGAAACGUCGUCGACGGAGAAAAAGUACACACGCUAUUGCGGAAAAAAUUCGGAAUCGCUGGCUGGGAAAAUACACGCGAAAAACUGAUUCGUCGUCUUUGCCGUCGUCACCGCUCCGGGAAAAAGAGAAGAAAAUCAUUUCAUCUUAAUUUGCAUUGAUGGUAAUGCAUGCUAGAAAACCGCAACGUAUGAACGAUGGGUACUUCGAAAAGCAUCAGGCCCAUCCUUACCAGAGUUCCAAAUACAGCUCUAAACGCGACUAUGAACGGGACACAAGCAGCCGAUCAUCGACAAAUUAUGGACGUGAUCGAGGUGGCGAUAAUUCCCCAUCGACAGGAGGCGGUGGUGGCGGUGCAGGAACAGGAUCAUCAUUGAACAACGGCAACAGCUCGUAUCGUUCGAAUUCACCAGAUUUGGAUUCGCCACCACGGCAUGACAUUCGUGAUCGGGAUCGCGAUCGUGAUCGAUUCAGUUACACACAAAAGAUGCGAGAACGCGAUCGUGAUGUUUACAAGAAGGACAAAUAUUUAGAUAAACGUGACAGCAGACGUGGUGGCGGAUCAUCGGGUACAAAUGAACGAGACUCAGAACAUCGGACAAAUCAUGAUCGGCUCGAUCGUCGAACAAAAUUGUGCAGUAGUAGUGAUAAACGAUCAGGAUCUGAUGAUCGCGAUCGUGAUCGUGACUUAAGAGAUAGUAAACGUGAUCGAAGUGAUCGAGGUGGUGGUGGCAGUGAUCGGGAUCGUGAACGUGACAGAGAUCGGGAUCGAGAUAGAGAUCGAAAUGAUCGCGAUCGGGAUAGAGAUCGUGAUCGUGGCGGUGGGGGUAGUGAUAGAAGUGAUCGUGUGACAAGGAUUGGUGAUUGGAGUGAACAUGUUAGCUCGUCCGGGAAAAUGUAUUAUUAUAAUUGUAAAACGGAAGUGUCGCAAUGGGAAAAGCCAAAGGAAUGGAUAGAAAAAGAAAGGACCUUAUCAAAAGAUCAACAUAGAGACUACAGAGAUAAAGAUCGUGAUAGGGAUCGAGAGGAUCGAUUUUCGAGAUCUUCUGCAACAUAUGCAAAACAUUCCAGUUCUCGAAGUGGUUCCCGACUACGAUGGCCGUAUGAAACGGACAUUGGCCCGCUAUCCCAUCGAAGGCGGCAUGAAGAUAAUCCCGACAUGGAUAUAAGUCCAGGCGACUCAACGCCUACUUCGGAAACAAGCCAUUCAUUAUCUAGCACCCCAACAACUCAAAUAAAUGAUAUAACAGUACAACCGGCAAGUGGGAAUACAUCAUCAACUGCUCCAUCAGUACCACCAACAGCCACAGCACCUGUUCUUCUAGCUAACGCUUUACCGCGCCUUUCAUCUCACCCAACAGCACCGACUAAUUCCCAAAUGCAUUUCUCGACGACAUCAUCCAGUGUUGGGGGCAGCGGUAGCGUUUCAAAUGCGACCGCCACCGCAACAUGCUUAUCGUCCGUUCAAGGUAGUAACAAUUGUCAUCGAAAGUUGGAUAGUGUAAUUCACGGAAACGUACCGAUUCCGACUGGGACAUCUCCAUCAAGCAUAGUUUCGUCGUCAGCAUCUGCAUCUGGUAAUCAAUUAUAUCACCACCCUGCACAGCAACAAUCUCAGUCUGCACCAACAUCAGCUUCGACGUGUGCCGCAGGUACAACAAAUGAUCUUCAUUUAAAUUCGAAUGCACCAGGUCCGCCACCGGUUACAUUGGCUAAUUUACCAAAAAUUUUAUCACAAAUAACCGGGUCUAAACAAAUAGAUCAAGCUGACAUCACUCCGCAGAAGGCAUUGCAAACCAUCAAUAAUGCACUAUUGAGGCAACAACAACAGCAGCCAACACUGCAAUCACAAGCGCAUCCUCAUCAUACUGGAGGAGUACCAAACAGUCCGCUGGGCGUGACCACAAUUGCUGGCGCUAAUCUCUCUUCAAAUGUAGUGGCACCAACUAUGGUGGGAUCUUCCCAUAAUUCCUCGGAAUCAGCGAAUCAUUCUAAUGUCGGAUCUAAUAGUAUAAGGGAUAAUCCAAUGAAUUCACCUUUGUACAAUUUAACACAUAUGCACGCGAUGUCACCACUGAAUCAAAAUAAGAAUUCUGUUGGUAGUAAUGCUGCCAACCCUUACACAUGUAACACUCCAUUUGGGUUAAAGACUGUCGAUAGUGGUAAUUGCAGUGGGCAAGCAACUAGUUUAGGAAAUUCUGGAGUGGGAGGAAGUGAAGGACCUCCGACGCCAACACAAGAAUUAGAUAUAAGUGGAAUAAGUGCAGAUCAAAGAAAAUUGGAAGGAACAUCUUCAGCAUCAUUAAGUAGUCUACAAAGUUGCGUUUCAUCAGGGCAAGGAAGUAGGUCGCAAGGACCCGAUUUAUCACCAAAACUAGCAAAAUAUUUUAGGGCUGAUUUGAUAACACAUGUAACAAAUUGGCCUGCAGAAAUAUUAGAAAAACAGGCUCAAGCGUGUUCAGAAGCAACUCAUAUUUACGGUGAUUUACACUGUACGAAAGUAUCAGCUGAACUUAAAUGUGCUAGGAGUUUAGUUAGAAUGACUGAAAUUACGGCUACACUUCAGGAGCAAAAGAGAAUGUAUCUUCGUCAACAAAUACGACGACUAGAAGCAUUAAAAUCCCAAAAUUCGUUUAUGUCGGAUGAUCUUUAGCCAAUAUUUAAAUAUAAAGUAUAUUAACAUUAAUAAUUAUAAAUAAAAAUUGUGAAAAAGGAAACAAAACAUUUUCUAAAUAUAUUUUUAAAAAUAACAAGAAAAAAAAAUAUAAAAAAAUUACCUAAAUUUUUAUUUAUAGUUCAAAUGAAAUUUCAAAUUACAUACACUAAACUUAAGAUCAUUGCUUUUUUGUUUAUUAAAUAUUCUCCAUCAAAUAAAUGAAACAAAACUAAAUUGUUUACUUUGUUUCAAGGGACAACAUAACAAGGCUAUUGUUAUUUCUUAUAAAAUUGUUUAAAUUUCAUCAAUCACUUUCCUCAGAUUUGCAUUCUGUUCCAUUUGGAUUGAAGGAAUUCAUUGCUAUUUACUUCGUAUAAAGAAGCGAAAAACUAAAGGAAAAUUGACGAGAAAAUCAAAAUCAAUUUUUUCUCUUAUUUUAUAGAUGUGUAUGUAUCGUAAAGUUGUACAAAUGAGCAAAAGAGUAAUUUAACGUAGAACAACAAACCAACAUUUUUAAAAGGCAUAUAUAAUAAACACAAAAAAUAAUAAAAAGUAAUCAUUUUAUCCCCCGGGAAUUUGAAUCGUAUCAUUUUAGGAUCAUGAUGUAAGCGAAAUGUGGAAGAGGAAUGUGAAGAAAAGUAACAAUUUGGAAAAAAUCUUGUAAUCACUCCGUUAAAAACGUCGUAUACAAA